This is a messenger RNA of Theileria equi strain WA, 1365 nucleotides long. Its product is annotated as signal peptide-containing protein. Lineage: Eukaryota; Apicomplexa; Aconoidasida; Piroplasmida; Theileriidae. The record is from RefSeq and is a predicted model, not a curated record. Bases 1 to 1365 code for a protein of 454 amino acids. The transcript has a single exon.
AUGAGACUCUUCUCUUUACUAUACGUUGCCUUCCUUGCUGGACAAUGCAUUUGUAGAUCUUUAAUUGGCGGGAAUGCAAAUGUAAAUGCUGUGCAGAGUGGACUGGUCGAAUCUACACCCGUUGUUGCUGAAACGAAGACAGUCAAACUCGAUGUCGCUGAUGUAGACGGCAAUGUCUUCUCCAUUGAGGAAUCAUUUUCCGGAGGAGUACCUCUAAAGACUGUUACUCCAAAGGAUGGUGUCCUCAUAUCCUCUGUUAUGGAUGGAGGAGUGGAAUUAUGGAAGGGUCUGGAUAAGGAGCAUGGUCAAAAGGUAAUGAUCUACUAUGAUGGAGAAUCCCCUGCAUCAGUAGUUGUAAACUUUGUAAAGGCUGAUGGAACAAAACCUUGGAGAUGUUAUAGCGUGCAGGAUGAUGGAUGGGAGGUAGUAAGGGAAGAAGAUCAUGAAAAGCUCUUGGAGAAGCUCAAGAAGAAAGCUUCAGAGAACGUCACUUCUCCCCCUGGCACCAUUGAUAUAAAUAAUCCAGACAGAGAACAGUGUGACUGCUUCUAUCACCUCUUUUAUGCCACUUCAAUAAAGCUCACUGUUCCCAAGAAGGAUGUAGCAGUUGCAAAGAUCGUUAGAGGAAGUGAGACUCUAUGGACUCUACCAUCUGGAGAAAAGGUUGAUCAUGUCAGAGCUUACUUGAAUGAGAGUAAUGAACCUGAGCUCAUUCUUAUCGUAACAACAGUCUCUACCACUAUGAAUAUAACAUAUCUUGAACUUAAAGAUGGUAAAUGGAUACCGUGCAAUAACUAUCACGGGAAAAUCGCAAAUUUAAGAAAAAUUGGAACAUGGAAGGCUAAUUUUGAGCUUGACCUUGCAUCAACUACUGAGACUACAGAAUGUACCAUCUUUGAAGUAGAUCUCCUGGGUGUUACCACUAAACACUUUUAUCCAAAGGCUGAAUAUACAGCCAUCACCGUAAAGGAUGGUGGAAAGUACGUUUGGACACAUUCAGGCUCUGUGUAUACAGCGGGAAAUAAGCCAAGCUUUGAUGGACACCGCUACUAUUGUCGUUACUGUAUUAUUUAUAAACAUGGAGAUAAGGAACUACUUGAGACAGUGGUUGUGGAGAAUAGUUCAACGAGGCACAAUUACUUUGAGAAGACUGAUACUGAAUGGAAGGAGAUCAAGAAGGAGGACUAUGAUAAGAAGAUAGAGGAGAUGACUGGAAUUUCGACCGUAAAGAUUUCUGAUCCAGCUACCAAAGUGCAAACGAAUUCCCAGGACUCCAUCAAUACCGCUCUAGAGUCUAUAAAAGUUACAGAACAAGACUCUACUAUCGAAUCGCAAUAUACUCUUAGACCUGAACCCAAGUCCUAA